AUGGAACUGAGCAGUAUCAAAAUAGACAGAAUCAGAGACGCAAUCAGAACAGUACGCUAUUUCACAGACUAUGACGAUGAUAUCGAAUGCAACCAGAUUGAUUCAGAACUAAUUGAUCAGACUGAUCAAGUCGUAUUUGAUGAAUCAUUUAUUGGUGAAAUGCACUGUGGUGGAAUACUGGGCACCAAACAGGUAGUGCAAAUCACCAGUGACGAAUUCGUGUUCAACCAACACGUCAGGGGCAAGUCAAACUCGCUUGUCUUCUACACAGGCGACUUCAAGUACUGCAUUAAGGAGAUCAGAAAGGGUGAAUUCGACUAUUUGGUUGAAAACAUCUCCCAUUUUGUGGAACACUGCCGUGGUAACACAUUCAUUGCCAGAUACCAUGGGAUAUUCACAGUUGAGUAUUUCACAGGCCAUAAGCACCACUACGUAGUGAUGCAGAAUGUGCUUGAUAGGAAGUAUAGCAGAAUAUACGACUUAAAGGGGACCAAUCUGAGGCGGAAUGAGAUCAGUGCAAUCAGGCACAAUUUGGAUGGAUCCAUAGGUCUCUCUCCCAGUAGCAUCAGUCAGCUCAAUUCUGAUAUUGAUUUUCUGACUCGUAUUGGUCUCAUGGAUUAUUCAAUAGUGGUUGGAGUCAGUUCAGAUGGGAGCAAAUGUGCAAUUGGAAUUGUAGACACCCUCACUGAGUACAGAAUUGGGAAGAAGGUAGAGAGAAUGUACAGUUUGGUAUUCUACGGUGAUACAAGGACAGCUGCAAAUCCAGAGAAAUAUGGGGAGAGAAUCAAAAGAAUGGUGAAAGAGAGGUUUAAUAGGUGUGGUGGUAAUUAG
Enterospora canceri is the source of this 831-nucleotide messenger RNA. Lineage: Eukaryota; Fungi; Microsporidia; Enterocytozoonidae. The record is from the annotation of a GenBank genome assembly.